Messenger RNA from Rattus rattus (black rat), 1157 nucleotides. RefSeq names its product Ras association domain family member 3 (gene Rassf3). Bases 201 to 902 code for a protein of 233 amino acids. The transcript has 5 exons. Gene Ontology annotation, biological process: signal transduction. Gene Ontology annotation, cellular component: cytoplasm. Lineage: Eukaryota; Metazoa; Chordata; Mammalia; Rodentia; Muridae. The record is from RefSeq and is a predicted model, not a curated record.
GCCGCAGCGCCGGGAGAGGGCGGCGAAGACUGCGGGAGGGGACUAGAGGGCGGCUUGAGCGGCGGCCGCAGCUGCAGCUGGACGGCCGGCGGGCGGCUCGGGGCCGCGCGCCGGGAACCUCACGGGGCGGUCGGGCGCCGCACCCCGGCCUGGCCGCCUGCGCCCCGGGGAGGCCCCCUGAGCGCAACCGGACCAGCAGCAUGAGCAGCGGCUACAGCAGCCUCGAGGAGGACGCGGAGGAUUUUUUCUUCACCGCCAGGACCUCCUUCUUCAGGAGAGCGCCUCCGGGCAAGUCCCGUUCGGGUCAGCCGGAUGUGGAGAAGGAGAAGGAAACACACAAUUACCUCAGCAAAGAGGAAAUCAAAGAGAAAGUGCAUAAGUACAAUUCAGCCGUCACAGAUAAGCUGAAGAUGACCUUAAAUUCAAACGGGAUUUACACUGGCUUCAUUAAGGUGCAGAUGGAACUCUGCAAACCUGCCCAGACCCCUGCCAACCCCAGCAGCAGUGGCUGCAUGAACACGCUUCAUAUCAGCAGCACGAACACCGUGGGAGACGUGAUCGACGCGCUGCUCAAGAAGUUUCAGGUGACCGAGAGUCCCACCAAGUUUGCGCUUUAUAAGCGUUGUCACAGGGAAGACCAAGUGUAUGCCUGCAAGCUCUCCGACCGGGAACACCCGCUGUACCUGCGUUUGGUAGCAGGGCCCAGAACCGACACGCUUAGUUUUGUUCUUCGAGAACACGAAAUUGGAGAGUGGGAAGCCUUCAGCCUCCCAGAGCUGCAGAACUUCUUGCGCAUCUUGGACAAGGAAGAGGACGAACAGCUACAGAGCCUGAAGCGGCGCUAUACAGCCUACAGGCAGAAGCUGGAGGAAGCCCUGGGCGAGGUGUGGAAGCCAGGCUAAGGCUCCUCCUGCCAGGAAGGCACAGCUCGGGACACAUGAGAGAGCCGCAUUGAUUGCCUCUCUCCUCGGAGAGCUGUCUUCGUGCCCCACCGUGCUAGGGUCCUCCUCUCUCCUCUGUACACACAGUUCUGAGCCUGGUCACGCAGCAGCCUGCGCCUCACGGAUUGGCACAAGGGACUCUGCAAGCUUGUUCUGUUAAGCGACGUUACCUCUUGCAAGCUGUGAGCCGGUGGGCGUCAGGCGCGCCCUGGAGUA